Messenger RNA from Haplochromis burtoni (Burton's mouthbrooder), 3861 nucleotides. It is a transcript of the gene snap47, whose product is annotated as synaptosome associated protein 47. Gene Ontology annotation, cellular component: plasma membrane; SNARE complex. The record is from RefSeq and is a predicted model, not a curated record. The transcript has 5 exons. The coding region runs from base 265 to 1560 and encodes 431 amino acids. Gene Ontology annotation, biological process: exocytosis; synaptic vesicle fusion to presynaptic active zone membrane; synaptic vesicle priming. NCBI's taxonomy places the organism in Eukaryota, Metazoa, Chordata, Actinopteri, Cichliformes, Cichlidae. Gene Ontology annotation, molecular function: syntaxin binding; SNAP receptor activity.
CGCAACAAACAGCCGAGUUACUGAGAGGACUACGAGGUAACGUAAUGCCCAGCCCGGUGUUGACGAUUAAUGUGGUGUCGGUUUAACUGCACCGAGAGGACAUAAAACACGUUAAAAGGGUUAUAACAUUAUAAUGACGCACGCGUAAUGCGGUCAGCUGGCUAGAGAGCUGAAGCUGCCAGUGUGAACGCCUCGACUGAGCUCAUCUUGCUGUCUGGAUUACACUCAAAAGAAAGUGAAUCUGUCUUAUCUCCUUCCAUCACAAUGAGCCGGGACGUUCCCAUCCACAGCUGGCCAGGCUCCUAUUACAUCAACAGUGAGAAACGGUGGGAAAACGGAACCCUCUCUCUCACCAGAACCACGGUGUGCUUCGUCUCCAACCAGAGCAAGGAGAGUCUUGCAAGCUUCCGUCUCUCGAGGAUCGUGGAGAUCAAGAUGGAGUCAUCUAGUUUCAUCUUCAGCACUCUCACAGUACUUGAAGAAGGCAACGUGAAACAUUGGUUUGGUUCCCUUAAGCCCAACAGGGUGGUGGUUUAUAAUGUGUUAGAGCAUUUCUGGAGAGAGCGGCUUCUCUCUCCCAGCUCAGAAGCCCAGCGGGCUGAGGCUCAGCCUUCGAAGGGAAGAGAGCUGAUCAGCCUGGUGGCAGGGGCCCAGAAAAGAUUGGAGGACACUGGCAGAGUCCUUGGCCAUCAGGGAGAGCAGUUUGACAAUAUGAUGCAGGGCCUGGAGAAGAUUGACUCUGACUUGGGCGUGGCUGACAAACUUCUGUCAGAACUGGAGUCUCCUUCCUGGUGGCCUUUUGGUAAACUCCCCUGGAAGACCCAGCAAGAUGCAAAGGCCGAUGAUGCUGCGAGAGCUGCAGCUACUGCUUCUUCUUCAGCAGCCAGGGGCUCCAGCAGAAAUAAGUUAAUCACAAGCAUCCCAGCAGUGCUGUCCAAAGGUGGAGAAUCGGACUUGAAGCCAGGAUGUUUGUCGGUGCUAGUGUCCUCGCUGGAGGUGCGAAACACAAACUGCCAGCUCCUUCACAGAUUUGAGCGAAAUGAAAUUGAUGAAAUCAGGGUGCACAGCCCCUAUGAGAUUACCGUCAGGCAGCGUUUCAUCGGGAAGCCAGACAUAUGUUACAGGCUCCUGUCCGCCAAGAUGCCAGAGGCUUUGUCCGUGUUAGAGAUGCAGUACAAAAAGAAGAUAGAGUUCACAAGCGAAUACACAGAUUUUAAGACAACUCCAGUUUCAUCGCCAUGUGACACAGAAGGGAAAAGCUGGACUGAAGGUUUACUGCAGACGUGCCAAGAGACAGAGCUCCCACUGGAGGUCCCCGCUGGAGAGCUGUCCCAGUUGCAGGUGCAUGUCUUCCAGCCAUCUGUCAGUCAGGCUGAGGCCCAGGAACUCAAACAGAACCUCACAGCGCUGAAUGCUGUUACAGACACGGUCUGUGGUGGCAAGACCUACACAGUGACGCAAAUUCAGACCCGUGAUUUGGGCAAGUUUUAUUUUUUUAUUUUUUAUAAUGUGUGUGUGAAUCACUAUUACAGGUUGCUUAGACUAGGAUUUUUCAUGUAAAACUUUCAGAAAGUUGCUCUUUGUUUUAUCAUAUAAUGUUUAAAUGAUCAAAGUUAAUGAGUGACUUCAGUCUACAAGGCUCUACUAUAUGUAAAGGAAAAAAACUAUAUUAACAUUUACAAGUGAGAAGAAACCAAGCAAAUACAGUUAAUAAUGGUGCAAAUGUGCCAGUAUUGAAAUAUGUAGCAGACAAAGAUGGCUUUGCAUUACACAUUAACACAUAAACAUAUUAACUCAAAGUUUUUCAUGACAUCAUUACCGCCCUCAACUCCUCAAAUCAAAACUGAAGCAACAACAUACAAAUGUCUUGUCAACAGCAGCAGUUGACAAGACAACUGCUGUUUGUCUUAUCCAUAGACAAAUACUGUGUUGGGGUUAACAAAUAGCUUCAUGCUGUAGCUCAGGAGGUAGAGUAGGUCAUCUACUAAUCUAAAGGUUGGCUGUUUGGUCACUUUGCCAAAGUAUCUUUGGGCAAGACCCUAAGUUGCUCUCGGAUGCAUUUAUUGGAGUGUGAAUUUUAUAGAUAGAGGGAUAGAAAAAAGUGCUUAUAUGAAUGUGUUUGAAUGGGUGAAUGAGGCAAGUUGUAUAAAGCGCUUUGAGUGCUCCAGUAGAGUAAAGCAACACUAUAUAAGAACCAGUCCAUUUAAGAUUUGCUUGCAGCCUUAUAGUAGUAUAUAAAAUAAUAUCUCUGAGGACCUAACAACAUUCUUGGCAAGAACUAAUGUACACAGGGAAAACCUGCAACCUCCACACAGAAAGGCCCCAGCGAGCCAGUGGAAUGAAACCCAGGAAUUUUUUUUUCUUACUGUGAGGCAACAGUGCUAACCACUGCUCUGCAUGUUCGGUCAAUUGGUGAUUCUUAAAUGUACGUAGAGGUGAAUAUGAGCGUGAACGGUUGUCUCGCUCUGCAGUAAACUGCCGACCUGACCUCUCACCCCAUGACAGAUAGGCUCCAGCCCCCUCCUCUGCCUCCAACUUUCUUCAUGAUAAGCAGAAGAAGAUUGAUGGAUGGAUAAUAAUAUAAAAAAGAAACAAGCACACCAUAGCAAUAAUAGCACCAGGCCAAUCACUGGCUAGCCUAUUGUGCUUUAAAUGGCAUGUUAUCUGCGGCUGAUAAUGGGUUACAUUUCAAAGCGUGCCAGUUUUGCCUUAAUGCUAUGCUUUUGUACACACCCUGCUCUUACUGUAAUCCAUGUCAAGAUUAGAAUCACUGUGGGCCAACUGGUACUGAUAACUUGUGCUCAGUUUCAUGUCCUGCCCUAAGUGCCGUGCCAAAUAGUCUUUUUGGUGUCAGCAUUUGUAUGUUUUAUUAUUGUUUGUGGUUGGAAAUUCCCACUUGCUAAAAAUAUGCUGUAAGAAUAUGAAAUUGAGUGUGCUGCUAAUGCACAGUCCCAAAGUUACCGCACCUAAUACACAAGACACUCAGACUUUUUUUUGCUAAUAUAUUUUUUCUUUUAGCUCUAGCCUAAAUGUUUGAUUUGAAGGGUUUCUACAUGACUUAAGUCCCCUAGCCAUUAUAUAAACAGCGGCAAGAAGUGUUCAUUUUUACUGUUUUUCUAUGACACACCGAAGCUCUUGUGAAUGUUAACUGCAAGGUGUGAUUCAGUCAUGUCCUCUCAGUUUAAAUUGUAAAGUCACAGACCUGAGUGAAUGAAUAUCGUUGUUCCUUGGUGUGUAUUGACAUAUUAUCUGUUUUUCAAACUGCUAACUCGAGCUGUUUUUGUGCUCAGCUGAAAUGUCCACAUAAACCAGCCAGAGAACAUAAUGACAUAAUGUCAGUGGAGUGUGUGUGUGCGUGCGUGCGUGCGUGCGUGCGUGUGUGAGGCAGAUCAUGUAGCAUAAAAUACUACCAGUUAAGUAACCAUAGUGGUAGGGUUUGAGGUGAGUGUUUAUUAGGCUUUGCUUGGCACAUCACAAUAUAUUAAAACUGUUCCAUCAACUACAGCAUAUGUAGUUGCUGGAUCAUGGUCAUGUAGUUGUGAUAUCCCUUAAAGUCACUGAAAGUGAGGGAAAAAACCCAGUAUGAUAUCACUGAUCCCAAGAAUCAAGCCAAGACUUCCCCCUCUGUGUGUCAUCAAGUUUCAUCUGCAAAAUGAAUAACAGCUAUUAUUGUGGUGAAUUCCAUUGUUCCUUUCUGAUCAGCGCACAAUUAACAGCAAGCCUUUCUAACGCUUAAAUCAGAUGGUUUAAGCGUUAGAAAGGACCAAUGUCUAUGUCUCUCCAUAUGUGGUGUUGUUUUAAUGUGCCUUACUUCUUAUUAACACAAAACGUUGUGUCUUUUUAUUGUGCUGUGGUGUGUGG